UUUUAUGGUUUUAUUCAUUUAAGAUAUUGACCUUUUAGCCGUUUAACACGAUGGUUCACGUCAAAGUAUAUUAUACAUAAUUAUACUGUAUUUCAGAAGAAUACAAAUAAGUUGUAAAUUGAUUAACUGCAUUAUGAUAGUUCGAUAUAUCACAGCACUAAUAUCAGAAGUGUAUCCAUUACUUAUAAAAUAUCACAGGAAUUAUUAUCAAAGAAUGAUUCAAUAAAAAGACUGUUGAUACAGAGUAAAACGGUGAAACUGAUUCAUCCCAAUUAACAGGAACCUUAAAUAAAACAAAGAUCCCCGACUGCUUCCUGUGGUCUACAAUCAGGAAGAAACCGCCCGACCCAGACAAACCUGGAGAACCCCCUACAAUCACCUCGCUAUAUAUCGACUCCGACAUCGUUUAUGGUUAUGGUCAUUGCAGGAACAUUUAUAGACCUCGGGUUCGACGUUCACACGGGCCCGUCCAACAGUCCAAUAUGUCCAUGAGAGAAUUCUGACUACACUAAAAUGAGAUUUUCAAUCUUUUAUCGUUUCCUGUGGAUUCUCGGAAUACUUGAGCCAUUAGCUGCACAGAUCAGAUUUCGGAAUCCCUGGAUUAAUGUGGUUCGUCGUCACUCCUGCACGAUGAUAGAGUGCAACAUUGGGGAAACGUGUGAUUUAUCCUAUCAAAAUUGUCGUGAGUCGGGACCGUGUUUUCUAAAGGAACCCUCCUGUGUUAACGUCUUUGACUUGCCUCGAGAAGGAACUUGCCCCGAUCCAAGAUUAAACAUGAUUCAGCAAUUUUCUGUGGAUUGUUUUGAUGACGCCGGAUGUGACGCCCCUCAGAUCUGUUGCCAUAGCUUCACCGGAAGUUACUGUUGGUUUCCAAGAUCCCGACAAACUGUUCGAUCCUUGAUUCCGCGAUUUACUAACAGAAGUGUACAAAGAAUUCGGGAGAACGGAACAAUUGAGUUAACUCCACGGGAUGAUGGCGGCGAUUUUUUCCCGCCGGAACCACGCUUUAUUGGUAACUUGCCUGUUUUUCAAGAACGACGGCCGGAAACAAACGGUAAUGAUAACACGGUGUUUAUAUUCAGAGACCGUCAGCUAGGCAACGACAGGGUUAUCAACAGAGCAAGGGGACAGGACAACAACGAUCUACUUAGAAACCGUAAUGUUCAGAGUCCACCCAACAAUCGUCUGAUUAGCGCCUUCCGGGAGUCCCAACAGGACAUCAAUUCAGGCUUCUCUGUGUUUUCAGAGCCCCCUGGCGUUGUCGGUACUGGCAUCAACGUGCUGAACACCGUGGAAUCUAGAAUUCCGGAUCAAUUCACAACCGUGCAAACCAGUAACGUGAUAACGCCACAAACAAACAGACAAAUAGUUCCAUUCCGUAGGCCUAAUCCGAGACUCCCCAUUCUCCGUAAUCGCAGACCGGAUGUAGGAGCCAACAUAUUCAAUGAGCAGGCUCCAUCUGGAAUCCCUGUGUUUAUGGAGAACCAGCCAACUGACAAUUCUAGAAGAACUAAUACUAGGACUAGACCUGUACUGUUCCGGGCCGGUCCCAAUUUAUGAAAUUUUACAAUUGGCUUCAUUCGCUGUUCAUUGAAGGUGUUGAUAUUGAUUACACAUUCAUCGAGGAAAAUAUUAACAUCUUAUUGUGUCAGAAACAUCCACUGAAACAUUGCUCCUCGUUUCAUUUCAGAAUAAUGUCUAAAGAUCACGAUUGAAAAUUUCUAAUCAUUGAGAGAGAGAUUAAUAUACAUGUAACCCUUUUGGUCUCUUUUUCUACUCUCCAUUACAUGCAUAUGUUGAUUAUCAUGAAAUAAAUAUUGUUUAGAACAA
Messenger RNA from Ostrea edulis (European flat oyster), 1830 nucleotides. RefSeq lists its product as uncharacterized. The coding region runs from base 514 to 1560 and encodes 348 amino acids. Lineage: Eukaryota; Metazoa; Mollusca; Bivalvia; Ostreida; Ostreidae. The transcript is spliced from 4 exons. The record is from RefSeq and is a predicted model, not a curated record.